This is a messenger RNA of Trichoderma asperellum CBS 433.97, 702 nucleotides long. RefSeq names its product 60S ribosomal protein uL22 (gene RPL17). Gene Ontology annotation, molecular function: structural constituent of ribosome. Lineage: Eukaryota; Fungi; Ascomycota; Sordariomycetes; Hypocreales; Hypocreaceae. Gene Ontology annotation, cellular component: ribosome; cytosolic large ribosomal subunit. The record is from RefSeq and is a predicted model, not a curated record. Gene Ontology annotation, biological process: cytoplasmic translation.
GUCGUCGAAUCAGUCACCACACCAUAAGCCGUCGAGAUGGUUCGAUACGCCGCGACCGAGAUCCAGCCCGCGAAGUCGGCCCGCGCCCGCGGUGCCUACCUCCGAGUUUCCUUCAAGAACACCCGAGAGACCGCUCAGGCCAUCAACGGCUGGAAGCUGCAGCGAGCUGUCCAGUUCCUCGAGAACGUCAAGGAGCACAAGGAGGCCGUCCCCAUGCGACGAUAUGCCGGCAGCACUGGCCGCACCGCCCAAGGCAAGCAGUUCGGUGUUUCCAAGGCUCGAUGGCCCGUCAAGUCCGCCGAGUUCCUGCUCGGUCUCCUGAAGAACGCUGAGGCCAACGCCGACGCUAAGGGCCUCGACACUGGUGCUCUCGUCGUCAAGCACAUCCAGGUCAACCAGGCUCCCAAGCAGCGAAGACGGACAUACCGUGCCCACGGUCGUAUCAACCCCUACAUGUCCAACCCCUGCCACAUCGAGCUCAUCCUGACCGAGGGUGAGGAGGUCGUCCAGAAGUCCGACGAGGUUGUUGGCCGUGAGCGCCUCACCGCCCGCCAGCGCGCCGUCCGUGCCCGCAAGGCCAUCACUGCCGCAUAAAUCGGCAAAACGAUGUGCAAAUAAAUGGCUUUGUUUUUAUUAAAGAUGGAGCGACGGGGAAAAAGCGGACAGUUCGCCUUCUGGUAUUUUUUUGCGAAAGCACUCGGG